AUGGCAGCAGCUUCGGUGCAGUCGUUAAGCACUCUCUUGCAGCGCGCAUCGAUUGAAGAUCAUGAGGAGGUUCUUAAGGCAUGCAAUGCAGCUUUAAAGAAGUCCAAAAAUGACGUCCACGCCCAGCACGCCAAGGCUGUCGCUCUGCUGAAGCUCGACCGGUACGAUGACGCGUUGCGGGUGCUGGAGGAGGGUGGAGAUGCACUGAAGAAAAGAGCAUCUUUGGAAUACGCAUACGCUCUUUAUAAGUGUGGAAAAUGGAGCGAGGCAGCAGAUGUGGCCGCCAGAUUAGGUUCUGGGAGGGGCGCAAAGCAUGUUGAGGCACAAGCGAGCUACCGCGCUGAGAAAUUUGCCAAUGCUGCAGAAAUCUACAAGAAUCUUUCCAAUGAAGACACGUCACUAGGCAACGAGCAGAACGAUAUACGCAUUAAUACCUUGGCCACAAACGCACAACUGUUAUGGAAAAGAGAGGCCGGUCUAGCUGAAGCUAUACGACCUACAAGAGAAGAUCUCGAGGCCUUCGAAACUACAUACAAUGCGGCUUGCUCAAGUCUUGCGCGAGGAGAUCUCCGCCAAAGUGAGCUUUUACUCAAACGAGCCAAAGAAUUAUGCAAGACUUCAGAGUAUCUCUCGCCGGAAGAGAAGGAAGUUGAGUUAUUUCCUAUUGCGAUCCAGGAGCUAUAUGUCCUUAUAAGACAGGGGAAAUUUGAGAGCGCAGAAGUACUUGUGAAGGAAAUUUCUUUCAAUCAGCAACAUGAAAACCCAUAUGUUCUCCACAAACUUUUCCACAGCACACAAACACCUACAGAUAACGACAAGCUCUUUGAAUUUCAAAAAAAUGCCAUUGUGGGGAAUUCGCAUUCUCUGGACCUCCUCGUCCAGAAAUUCGAUGGAGUAAUUCGAUCUACUUCAAAGGCACUGGCUCAGCGUCCUUAUCCAUCGACAUCCUCGAGCGAUAACAUUCUCUCCGUGUACAACGCCGCAGCACGAGUUCAGGACAAGACAGGGCAAAAAGCGAUUCAAGAAAUUCGCCCGUUGCUAGAGAGACGGCCUAAAGAUGUGGGUUUAGUGCUCACAGUGGUCCAACUCUAUGUCGCCAUUGGGAACAUCACGUCCGCCAUCUCUGCCAUGGAGAAUUUCAUGCGCAUCCUUGAAGAAUCAAUUGCGGAGGCCGACCAGGAUGUGCGUUUUAGUCCAGGGCUUGUCAGUGUUCUCGUUUCGCUCUACCAACUCGAAGGUCGGAAAAACCACAUCAGAGCUGAACUCGGCAAAGCUGCCUCUUACUGGCGUCAGCGGCCUCAGCAACCAACAGCCCUUCUCCGCACAGCUGCGGCGUCGCUUUUGCAUUCCACCGACCCAUCCGAUCUAGCGAUCUCUCAAGAACUGUUCAACAAAAUUCACAACGAGAACCCGGCGGACAGGUUCGCUACAGCUGGCUAUGUGGCCGCAUACGCAACGACAGACGCCAGAAAGAUUGAGGCAGAUCUUGAGAAUUUACCACCAGUCCAAGAGCUUGUCUCAGAUGUUGACGUUGCGGCUCUGGAGGAGGCUGGCGUUCCGCAGUCAUCCAGCAGCAUUGCUGCAACUGCGGCUGUAUUGGCUGGCGCCAGGAAGAGGGCUGCAAACGACCAAAAUGUCCAAUCUAAGAAGCGUGUUCGGAAGUCACGUCUUCCGAAGGAAUAUGAUCCCAACAAGGCUCCCGACCCAGAGCGAUGGUUGCCUCUUCGAGAACGCUCCACGUAUAGGCCAAAAGGGAAGAAAGGCAAGCAGAGGGCAGCUGAGAGAACCCAAGGCGGUAUUGUUAAUGAGAAAACCGAAGAAGCUCUUGCGGCGUCUACUGGACAGCAGCAGAAGGGUAGUAGUGGGGGUGGAGGGAGCUCCAAGAAGAAGAAGAAAGGAAAGCGGUAG
This is a messenger RNA of Rasamsonia emersonii CBS 393.64, 1908 nucleotides long. Its product is annotated as Signal recognition particle protein. Gene Ontology annotation, cellular component: signal recognition particle, endoplasmic reticulum targeting. The record is from RefSeq and is a predicted model, not a curated record. NCBI's taxonomy places the organism in Eukaryota, Fungi, Ascomycota, Eurotiomycetes, Eurotiales, Trichocomaceae. The transcript has 4 exons. Bases 1 to 1908 code for a protein of 635 amino acids. Gene Ontology annotation, biological process: SRP-dependent cotranslational protein targeting to membrane. Gene Ontology annotation, molecular function: protein binding; 7S RNA binding; ribosome binding.